Messenger RNA from Ruditapes philippinarum (Manila clam), 1947 nucleotides. RefSeq lists its product as uncharacterized. The coding region runs from base 1208 to 1645 and encodes 145 amino acids. The record is from RefSeq and is a predicted model, not a curated record. The transcript is spliced from 4 exons. NCBI's taxonomy places the organism in Eukaryota, Metazoa, Mollusca, Bivalvia, Venerida, Veneridae. Gene Ontology annotation, biological process: hexose biosynthetic process. Gene Ontology annotation, molecular function: N-acetylgalactosamine 4-sulfate 6-O-sulfotransferase activity.
UCAUUACAAAUAUGACAAUUAGUUCACAUAUUUUGAUGACGCAACUUUUAGAGUCACCCCUACUAAUCGUUUCCCUUUUAUUCUUAUCUGACGUUUCCUACAUGAAAUAAAUAAACUUUGGACCAGUUUAUGUUUUACUUUCUUUAACAGAAAAUUGAGCAAUGACACCUUACUCGGUUGUUACGUAAAGAAGGUUUAUAUUCUUAUUAUAUGUAACCUCUAACAAUGACGGAUUUACCAUGAUUAAAGUGAUGAAAAAAUAGAUUGAUGGUGUCGAUUGUUGCCAAAUGUCUUAAGUGUUUUUCUUUUGUUGUUCCCUUGUGACAUAUUGGACCUUUGUUCGUUAUUCAUGACACAUAAUGAAUAUACUGUUCUUUAAUCGUUAUACUGUAUUAUACCUAAACCCUAAUAUAGGUGUUUGAACUGACGAACGGAUAAUACAUAAAUAGAUAAAAGCCGCAUGAACAUAUAAAGAACAAUAAAAAACAGACAAUUAAUAACGUAACUUAAAGUUGUCGUCAUUUUCAAAGUACAGUUACGCAGAUGAUAUUUUUACAGUUGGAUUCCUGAAAUCCUAUAUUUGUUUCUUUACCUUAUAUGAGAGAAAAAUUACUAGAAGUCUCGAAAAAAUUAAACUAUUUGGACAAUUCAGAUGACAGUAAGAUAGUGGAUAUAUGUGUCGUGUAAUCGUGUAUUUUAUGACUGCCUCGAUAACAAAAAUGCCAACGACUGGAUCAAAUCCUCUUUAUUUAAGCAAUAAAGUGUUAGUAGAGUCCUUUUAAAAAAAUCAGUUUAAGGAUAAUAAAUCAAUAAAAAUGCUUUAUUUGGUGCUUUUAACUUUUCAAAUUUCAUACGAUAGGUUUGUGCGAGCAAGUUCUGCUAGAUCUUUUUAUUACAAUUAAAAUAUAUUUAGUGCGGAAACGGUAAUGUGUUAAAUACAUAUUUACAAGUAGAUACACUGUUGAAUUCGUAAAUAUUUGCCGAAUUGGAACUAUGUGGACCUAAUUAAAUGGAAUAAGUCGUGUUUCUUUGUCUUUGCCGCGCCAUUCAUGCAUUUGACAAAUUAUUUAAGGCGAUGAUAAAUGUUUCAGGUUUAAAUGCAUAUGUUUAAGUGACUUUUUAUGUCUAAUGAUGCUUUGUGGAAUUUAGAAACAAAUCUGAUAUAUUCAAAGCGAACGGUCAACGGCCUAGAAUCAUUUAAUCAGUUAUGGAUUUUCAUGAAAGAUGUUCGUCUUGGGUAUUUAAAUUGAUAAUCCUAGCAUUUGUGUUUUCAUGCACAUUCAUUGCAAAGUUUGGAAUACAUUUAAAAAGCUUCAAAGUACAUGUUACCGAUGAAAAGCCGAGAGAAGACCGUAACCAAACUCCAGUAUGUCAAAGCAAUCGAGUAGACGAUAUACCAGAAAAAACAAAACUUCCGCCUUUACUUAAAGAUUUCAAAUGCCCUUGCUGGAUCGAAAGGAAUACGUUCGAUUCGGCCACGCGGGUGAGAUGUUUACCGUAUUUCUAUCUGGUAGGAAUGCCAAAAUGCGGGACAACAGACUUUUUCAGUAGAAUCACCUAUCACCCAUCAAUUUCUAAUAAAUCUAAAAAAGAAACACAUUGGUUUUCGAGGAGACGGUUUAACAUUAACGGUAAAUAUAGAUAACUAUCAAGUUAUAUUCAAUUCUACGACAGUUCAGUAAAGGAAGAUGUUCUGAAAUCAAAACAGGCGGAUGGAAGCUACAACGGAAUUUUUGGUACGUAACAUUGUAACUAGCAUUAAAGUUAUCGUUAAAUGUUUGUUCAUUUUUGACUGAGGUUAACAGGUCUUUUUAUUUCAUUUCAAGAUAGUGCCAUCCAAUUAAAAGAUAUAGACAGACAAUUCGGAUUUGGAUUUUUGAAAAUAUCAUGUGUUUAACUUGGGUGAAGAAUAAUGGGGGGAAACUGUGCAUCUAUUAUACAAUGUCU